CUUCUUAUUACACUACCAUUCUUAUUUUCUCUCUCGAUGCAAAAAUACAUAGAAAUGGCCUCUUCUCUUGCAUCCUCAUCAACUGUUCUCUGGAUCCUUUUUCUAACCAUUGCAACUCUUCAUUUGAGUUCGGCCAGGAAGUUGUCCGGGUCAGACCCGCAGUUGCAGUUUCAAUACCACAGAGGCCCUCUCCUCAAAGGCAAAAUCUCAGUAAACCUCAUUUGGUACGGUAAAUUCAAACCUUCUCAAAAAGCCAUCGUUGCUGAUUUCAUCACCUCGCUCUCCUCUCCCAAACCCGUCACCGCCCAACCAUCCGUUGCCACGUGGUGGAAAGCCACCGAUAAAUACUACAAAAACUCGUCCCCCAAACUCGCUCUUUCCCUCGGCACCACCCAAAUCCUGGACGAGAAUUACUCCUUAGGCAAAUCGCUUACGAAUAACCAAAUCUUAAAACUUGCAUCCAAGGGUCCACAGAGAAACGCUAUCAACAUUGUUCUCACUUCUGCUGACGUGGCAGUGGAGGGGUUCUGUUCCAGUAGGUGCGGAACACACGGAUCCUCCGUGGGGGCGCGCGUGAACGGAAAGAGAUACAAGUUGGCGUACAUUUGGGUGGGUAAUUCAGAGACACAGUGCCCGGGUCAAUGCGCGUGGCCGUUCCACCAACCCAUUUACGGUCCCCAGAAUCCACCUUUGGUUGCACCCAACAACAAUGUGGGACUUGACGGCAUGCUGAUCAAUGUGGCUAGUCUCCUUGCUGGCACUGUCACUAACCCUUUUGGAAAUGGUUACUUUCAAGGACCCAAAGAGGCUCCGUUGGAAGCAGGUUCGGCUUGCACUGGGGUGUAUGGUAAGGGCGCGUACCCUGGCUAUGCAGGGAACCUCUUGCUUGACCCCACCACUGGUGCCAGCUACAACGCUAAUGGAGUCAACGGAAGGAAGUAUCUGUUGCCAGCUCUUGUUGACCCUGAAACCUCAGCUUGCUCCACACUCGUGUAAAACUACCACUCAAACUAGUUUUCAUCCAUGCUUAGUUGUUACUUGUUAGGCAAUACCAGAGAUUCUUUCAUUUCUUCAUUCUUUUUGUUAUAGCUUGAAAACAAAAUUAUAGUGUUAGAAGUAAUGUUGUAACGACGUUGGUUACACCAAUAAUAUUCGUAAUAAAAGCUCUUUAUUGGAAAUUA
Molecule: messenger RNA, 1181 nt
Organism: Glycine soja
Lineage: Eukaryota; Viridiplantae; Streptophyta; Magnoliopsida; Fabales; Fabaceae
Product: protein EXORDIUM-like
Exons: 1
Coding region: 37-996 (319 amino acids)
Source: RefSeq, a predicted model, not a curated record